UAUUUAGCAUGUUCUUAUCGAAAUUUUUCGGUUUAUAUCGAAGUAAAUAUUGUCUUAAUUUUUUUAAAUAAUUAAACGAUAGUUUUCAAGACCCCUCCUAUUUUAUACAUGGUUGACGUAUCUGUUCGAUCAAAGCCUUAUAAUUACAGGCAUGUGUUCGUAUGACAUUUCACACCUAUUAUUCAUUCUGGAUGGACAGUCGAUUGGCCGGUCUCUUCGUACGUUAGAUUAUGUUUCAUUGAUUUAAUGAAAUGGUUAAUUGCAGUCAAAACAAACGUGUUACAAUGAAAGUUAAGAACAACUUCUUGCCUUCUCCGAAAAGAUUGUCUAGAUGGAAUUACUGCGUUAAGAAGUUCAUGGAAUUUUGCAAGAGAACAGAUCUUCAUGGCUUUAAAUAUAUCGCUAUGGAAGAGCUGACUGCUACAGAAAGAAGUGUGUGGGGUCUCGCGGUUUUUAUAAGCGUGAUUUGUGCAGCAUUCUUUGUCAUCACAGCCUACAGGUGGUAUGCCAGGAACCCUAUUGUUACCGUAAUAGAGAGCACUCAAGGUGCUAUAUGGGAUGUACCGUUUCCUGCAGUAACGAUAUGUGAUUUGAACAUGAUAUCAAGACGAGCUGCUCUUGCUUUUUCUACUAACAUAACACUUCCGGAAAAUAUUACCUCUGAUUUUAUAUUCAAGACUCUUAAGUUCGCUCCUUUAAUACAUUCCUCGAUCUACGCCGAUUCAUCUCAGAUGAGGGACCUCCACAAGCUGCAAGACGUUUUGGACCUUAACGACAUGUCCAUAGAAAAUCUAUUUAGACUGCUCUCUCCUAUGUCGUCCUGUAGCAACUUAAUCGAGCGAUGUAUGUGGAAGAACACCCUGUACCGCUGCGAACAGAUCUUCCAGCACAUAUUUACAGGUGUCAACCUUUGCUGCACCUUCAAUUACUACGCCGUUGAUGAUCCUGAUAACGUGAUAAGAUCAUUUCGUUUUCCAACACCGAGGCGAGUUGCGUCCUGCGGCUAUCAGACUGCACUAACAACAAUUCUGAAAACGGAUCCAACUGAUUAUUAUAGUACCAGUUUUGCUUCCCUUGGAUCAUUGGUGUUCGUAGAUAACGCAUACAAUGUCCCGGACCUGGAUUCAUCCGUUCGUAUGGCGAAUCCAGCAACCGAAGUGAUGAUCGCCGUGUUGCCGGAACGGACUUACACAACGUCCGGUAUUAAAUCCUUCCGAGCUGAAGAGAGAAAUUGUUACUACAAUGAUGAAAUACAACUAGCAAACUUCCGUUAUUAUUCAUUUCACAACUGUAUGGCGCUGCGUAAAGUACAAAUAUUGAUGAAAACAUGUAAUUGUGUUCCUUUUUAUUUCCCGCAAAAAGAUUACGGCAGAAUUUGCAACUUUCAUGACAUCGAAUGCCUGGAGAAAGUAAUAAAUCCAGCUUGGCUGAACGAUAAUGGUGAAAAUGAUAAUAAUCAUAAAAACGAUGAUCAAAAUAAUUUAGUUAACUGUAUGCCAGAGUGUGAACAUUUCGACUACCCAUUGGAAGUCGCUUUGGGAAGGCUCUCCAAACACAUUCCUCUCAGCGCGACGGCAUUCUUUGACAACAUUGUGCUAGAGAACCGUUCGGUUGUAAAUGUAUUCUUCAACGAUUUGGUCGCUACGCGCUACCGGCGUGAUGUUUACUUGAACUGGCAGAAUAUAUUAGCGGCUUUUGGAGGUCUCCUCAGCCUCAUGCUGGGCUUUACCCUCAUUUCGGGAUUUGACUUCGUAUUAUUUUUCUCAUUCAAAGUAAUAUACGAUUCUAUAUCAAGAUUAUUUAUCGGCGACGAGCACUAUAAUUCAUCAUUUACUGGUCAUAAAGGUUUUAUUUUAAAUAUCGAAGAACACAAGACAGACAAUUGGGUGAAGAAAGCGAAGAAAACAAAGUUUCACGAAGUCAUGGAAAAGAAAAACCAACUCGAACGAUACACGAAUCGAUAUUAACUUUAACUUUUGGUUAUAAUAUUGUUAGUUUCUUAAAUCUAAAUUGAAUAG
Vanessa tameamea is the source of this 2018-nucleotide messenger RNA. Its product is annotated as sodium channel protein Nach-like. Gene Ontology annotation, biological process: sodium ion transmembrane transport. Gene Ontology annotation, molecular function: ligand-gated sodium channel activity. NCBI's taxonomy places the organism in Eukaryota, Metazoa, Arthropoda, Insecta, Lepidoptera, Nymphalidae. Gene Ontology annotation, cellular component: plasma membrane. The transcript has 12 exons. The record is from RefSeq and is a predicted model, not a curated record. Bases 252 to 1967 code for a protein of 571 amino acids.